AUGAAGACCUACUGUGGACAAGUUGCUUCACUUCUCCAGGCAUUGAAUCCAGAAGUAAAAAACCUGAUGUUUUCAUUAGGAGAUGCUCGCAGGCCACUCCAUGAAACUGCAGUAUUGGUAGAAGACAUUGUCCACACUCAGCUGAUAAAUUUGUUGCAGCAAGCAGCUGACGUUUCUCAGCUGAGAGGAGCUCGAGUCAUCUCUGCUGAAGAUCUCCUGUUCCUAAUGCGCAAAGAUAAGAAGAAACUUAGAAGGCUACUUAAAUACAUGUUUUUUCGAGACUACAAAUCUAAAAUUGUCAAAGGAAUAGAAGAAGAUGACCUCCUUGAAGACAAAUUCAACAGUAGCAACACCAACAAACGGCAGAAGCUUGCUCAAGACUUUCUAAAUUCCAUUGACCAGACUGGAGAGCUGUUAGCCAUGUUUGAAGAUGAUGAGAUUGAUGAUGUCAAGCAAGAGCGGAUGGAGAGAGCAGAAAGACAAACACGAAUGAUGGACUCAGUCCAGUAUGCAGAAUUCUGUGAAAGUCGGCAAUUGAGUUUUUCAAAGAAAGCAUCCAAGUUUCGUGAUUGGCUGGACUGCAGCAGUAUGGAAAUAAAGCCAAAUGCAGUUGCAAUGGAGAUUUUGGCAUAUUUAGCAUAUGAGACUGUGGCACAGUUGGUGGACUUGGCCCUUUUGGUGAAGCAGGACAUGGCUCCCAAAGCUGGUGACCCGUUCAGCCAUGCCAUAUCUGCCACUUUCAUACAGUAUCACAACUCUACUGAGCCACAUCUCUCAGGGCAAUCUGCAAGUGUAAAGACCAGUCUUGACUCCCCUGAAAACACUCCACCUCCUACACCCACACCCCCAGCAUCAGCAGGACAGCAACUUCUUGGGAAAUCUCCAGCAGCAGCCCUGGGGAAUGGUGGAAUUGGACAGGACUCCACCAAAUCCAAACAAAGGAAAAGAAAAAAGAGCACUGCAGCCUGUGGUACAGAGGCUCAAAGUGAUGCCAUCCAGCCCAGCCACAUCAGAGAGGCCAUUCGACGCUACGGCCACAAGAUUGGCCCCCUUUCCCCAUUCACAUUAGAAAACUCAUCCCCUGGCAGUUUUGGUUCAAAUAGAAACCUUCUGAAUACAGCAAACAACUGCAAGUCUGUUGCUACAGUGAUCCAUAUAAAUAUCCCUUCUUGUGGCUUCAAAGAGAUCAGGGUUUGA
Molecule: messenger RNA, 1197 nt
Organism: Chaetura pelagica (chimney swift)
Lineage: Eukaryota; Metazoa; Chordata; Aves; Apodiformes; Apodidae
Gene: SUPT3H
Product: suppressor of Ty 3 homolog (S. cerevisiae)
Exons: 12
Coding region: 1-1197 (398 amino acids)
Biological process (GO): transcription by RNA polymerase II
Molecular function (GO): protein heterodimerization activity; transcription coactivator activity
Source: RefSeq, a predicted model, not a curated record